Zonotrichia leucophrys gambelii is the source of this 2795-nucleotide messenger RNA. RefSeq names its product TIR domain containing adaptor molecule 1 (gene TICAM1). The record is from RefSeq and is a predicted model, not a curated record. Bases 561 to 2621 code for a protein of 686 amino acids. Gene Ontology annotation, biological process: lipopolysaccharide-mediated signaling pathway; TRIF-dependent toll-like receptor signaling pathway; positive regulation of myeloid dendritic cell cytokine production. Gene Ontology annotation, molecular function: protein kinase binding. The transcript is spliced from 2 exons. NCBI's taxonomy places the organism in Eukaryota, Metazoa, Chordata, Aves, Passeriformes, Passerellidae.
GCCCCGCUCUGCCCCGCCCGCGCUCAUCGGCCCGCGCCGCUUCCGCGUGUCCCGGGCACCGGCCGCAGGUUAUUGGCUGGCAAGGGUUUCCUCUACACCGGUUUCAUUCUUUGACUGCCAGCACAAGGAGCCUGCAAGACCCCCUGGAACCAGCUGCCUGAAGGAGACAUUUGGAUUUACCUAAAUAUAGCAUUAUUUCAUCAAUUAUCUUAAACCAGUUGUAAUUAAUGCGAAAUGAAUGCAAAGAAUGUGCUCUCUUUGCUUAAUCACAGAGUUGGAAUAAUGCACAGAGCAGUGGCACAGCUGCAGGCACGGAACAGAUGCAGAAACAUUUGGGAGGUGUGAGAGAGAGCCUGGCAGCUGCAGAGCACCCCCAGUGCCCACAGCACCCCUCUGAACGCUGUCCUCUGUUCUCCUCACAGACUGCCAGCACUGAGAGACCCCGGGCACUGAAGGUUUGUGUGGUACCAGGAGUGUGAGUGGGGCACUGCCAACCCUCUGCCAGAAGAUGCUUUUCCCAUCCCUGCUCCAGUCCGUGCUCUGGGCCAGCAGCUGCUGAGAUGGCACAGAGCGCUGAGCUGCAGCCCAGCUUUGAGGACGUGUUCAACAUCCUGUCCCAGGUCCCAGCAGAGAAACUGCUGAGCCUCAAACUCAAACUGAAGUACCUGAUACCUGGGCCCUGCAGCAAGUUACUGCAAGCCAUGGUCCUGCUCACUCUGGGGCAAGAAACGGAUGCAAGAAUUUGUCUGGAUGCCUUGAGGGACAACGAGGCAGCCCGGUACGUCCAGCAGAUCAAACUGGGCACUGCAGGAGUGCAGGAAAACGGAGAGGAUUUGCAGCCUCCCCAGCUGGAUGCAGGUGCUGUGGCACUGCUGGCACAGGUGUACACGGUGCUGGCACAGGAACAGCUGUGCAGUCCUGAGGCCAGGGACAAAGCCUGCCACGCCAGCAAGGACACCCAGCGGGGGACAUCCAACAACAUCCCACCCAAGGAACAGGACAACGAGGGCUCUGCAGCCAGCGGGGGCUCAGGGGACAGCUUUGGGACACUGAGAUCCCAUGAGGACGCAGGAUUUCCCCACACAGCCGGCUCCCACUGCAUGGUGAGGAGCUCACCAGUGGAGAUCAGAGGCAGCUCAGACCUUUCAGGCCCACGGACCCUGUGCUCUGUGGGGAACUCCUCCCUGUCCAGCUGUCUGGAGAUCAGUGCAUCACCAACAGUUGCUUUUCACACCCAGCCCUCUGUCCCUGAGUGUGUCCCCUGGCCCAGCCGUGCUGGACACCCCAAUGGGGACACAGAGAACCACGACCCACAGGAAUCCAGCUGGGCCAGCACACCCAGCUCUGCCCCUCCUGGGCAGGGCACAGCUGCUCAAGGGCCCCAGCCAGAGGAGGUGCUGCAGGUCAGUCCCUGUCACCCCAGCCCUCUCCCCGUUCCUGAGCCACCACUGCCCUCAGAGCCUGCCCAAAGCAGUGACGUGUCCAGCACAGUGACAGAGCCUCACACAGCGAGGGAAAAGCAGCAUGAAAAGCAGGAUGAAAAGCAAUUACCUGCUGAUGUCCCUGACUCAAGGGCUGCAGUGGAUACUGCCCCUGCCCUCACGUCCAUACAGGGCUCCUACAUUCCAGCAGCCAUUCCCUGUAACUCUGCUUCUAUUUCAACCCAUUCCCUUCCUCCUCCUACUUAUUCCUUCUCCUCAACUCUUCCUCCUCUUCAGGAAUCUCCCUCCAAACUAUCAUAUCCCCCUCCCCUGCCUUCAUCCCCCUCUCCAGCCAGGCCUCCUGCUCCCCCAGCCAUGGAUCCAGCAGAGCCAGAUGGUGCCAAGUUCUUCUCGUUUGUUGUCCUGCACGCCAGUGAAGAUGAGCUUGUGGCCCACGAGGUCAAGGACCUGCUGGAGAGCAUGGGGGUGCCCAAUGGUGCCACACUCAGCGAGGAUUUCUUCAUCGCCGGGCGCAGCCACAUGAGCUGCUUCCAGGACGCCAUGGAGAACUCUGCCUUCAUCAUCCUCCUGCUGACCAAGAACUUUGCCUGCAAGCUGUGCCUGUACCACACAGACACUGCUCUGAUGCAGUCCAUCCUGGACCCCUCCAAGGCAGACUCAGUCAUCCCAUUUCUACCCAAGGCAAACACUCUGGAGGACAACAAGAUCCCCAAGAUGCUCAGUGCGCUCCUCAUCCUGGAUGAGAGCUCUCCUCUCUUCUCCAGGCAAGUGCAGAACACGUUUAAGCCCAAGAGGAUCAGUGAGAAGAAAGCCAUGUGGGAGCAGCUGCAGAGGGAGAAGCUCCAGGCACGCUGGGAACAGCACCAAGCCCAGCAGAACCUGGCUGCCCUGAGCCUGGGCUCCCCUCCCUGGGUGCCCCCAGCAGCAGCAGGGCCACCAGGGCCAUCAGCCCGACCCUGGUGUCCCCCUGCCCCCAGGGACCCCCCUCCUGCUCAGAGGGGUCCUCUCCCUUCCCAAGCACAGCUGCCCCCAGGCCACUACAGCCUCACACCAGGCCAGGCACCCCUCAUCAUCCAACAUGCCAGCAUGGUUCAGAUCGGGAACCACAACGUGAUGCAGGUGGGAACUGCCCCACCUGGGCCAGGGCACAGCCAGGAGCAACCCAGGCACAACCUCUGACCCAGAGACAAAAUCCAUUUCAAAUCCUGGAUUACAGUGAUCCUACUAGGACUGUUGUUCCAUGCAUUUUCCUGAAGCACAAAAGAAAAUUCUUCAAUUUUUGUUGGAAAAAAGGUGUAGUGAUCUCUUGAAAAUGUUUUUCCUUGUGCUUAUUUUCAAGUAACUGAGAAAAUU